Messenger RNA from Alligator sinensis (Chinese alligator), 1749 nucleotides. Its product is annotated as interferon-inducible GTPase 5-like. The record is from RefSeq and is a predicted model, not a curated record. Gene Ontology annotation, molecular function: GTP binding. The transcript is spliced from 5 exons. NCBI's taxonomy places the organism in Eukaryota, Metazoa, Chordata, Crocodylia, Alligatoridae. Gene Ontology annotation, cellular component: membrane.
AUGGAAAAAAUCACUCUCCGCAUUGCUGCCAUGAGUGAAUCAGGGCCAGGGAAGUCCACAUUCAUCAACACCUUCUGGGGCUUGGCUGAUGAUGACGAAAUUGCUGCCUCCACAGGAGUGACUGAGACCACCAGGAUCACAACUCGGUAUGAGCAUCCAACGUUCCUCAAUGUGGAAUGGACACUAUCUCUGGAAACUUUCCUGCAGGCCAUGGGGCCAUAUCAAGGUUUAACUUCACAGCAGUUGCUGGCCAAAUCUUUUGACAUCUAUGAAUCAUUCAAGUCAUUCUUCUCCUGGGAUUACCAAGAAGCGGCCAGUCAAGCAUGGGAGGAGCUGGAGUCAUUGGAAACCAUCACACUGAAGAUUGCUGUCACAGGGGAAACAGGUGCCGGGAAAUCCUCUCUCAUCAAUGCCGUCCGGGGGGUGAGACCUGGAGAGACAGGAGCAGCUGAAAUUGGGGUGAAUGAAACAACAAUGGAUCCCACGCCUUAUGACUGUCCCCACUACCCCAACAUCAUGUUCUAUGAACUGCCGGGCACUGGAUCUGUGCAUUUCCAGCCAAAGACAUACCUGAAGGAUGUGAACUUCAGUGCCUAUGAGUGCCUUCAGUGCCUUGUGGGUUCUGGGCGGUUCUGAUCCAGUGAUGCUGACCUGGCCCUGGAGAUCCAGAGGAUGAAGAAGAAGUUCUACUUUGUGCAGGCCAAAGUGGACCAAGAUUUAGAGAAUGAAAGAAAAGCCCGUGGAGAAGCCUAUAAUGAAGAUGACAUUCUUCAGAAGAUUCAGGAGGACUGUAGGAGACAGCUGAAAGCCUUAGGGGUCUCCAGUCCUAAGGUUUUUCUUCUCAGCAACUGGGAUAUAGCCAAGUAUGAUUUCCACCACAUGGAGGACACCCUAGAACAGGAUCUUCCCCAUCUGAAGAGGCAGGUGUUUCUGCUGAACCUGCCCAUCUUCUCCAGGAUAAUCCUGGAGAAGAAAAGAGCCAUGCUAAAGAAGCUGACCUGGCUCAUAGCCCUGGCCUCAGCUGGUGCCAGUGCUGUUUCUGUCCCUGGUGUCCCUUUGCAAUGCAAUAUCCAGCUCCUGCAGGUCUCCAUGAUUGGCUUCUACAAGCACUUGGGCCUGGAUGAACAGUCCCUGAGCCAUAAGUCCAGACAGGCCAGCCUGCCCUUGGCCAAACUGAGUGGGGUGAUGAGAUCACCACAAAUCCAGAACAUACAGCUUCCCCUUGUACAACAAACCUGGGUCCAGGAGGCAGGUCUUGUACUCAAACAAUUUGUUGGAUCUCUGAUUGGUAAGCCAGUAAGUGCAGGGUACUCUUCCAUCGUCACCCUAAACCAGGCAUCCCGGGUUCUGGAUGAACUGUAUGCUGAUGCCCUCCAGGUUCAUGCCAAAACUCUGGGAAAAGAAAAAAAUUUAAAGCAUCUGGAGGAGUCUUGGGGGGGCAUAGCUCUGGGCAGAGAAUGGAAGCACCAAUCCUGCCAUGCUGUAUUGCUGCCCCUCUUUACUGGUCAACAGUCUCCAUCUCCCCCUGUCCAGCUCCCUGUUCUGCCAUUCUGCCAUCAGCGGCUGCUCCUGGGCAUGGAGCUCCAAUUUGACAGGAACCUUAGGUGCAAUGGCCUCGACCUGAAGCAGGGGAAAUGGGGGCUAGAGAUGAGGAGGAACUCUCCAAGCACAAUGGGAGUCGAGCAGUGGGACAGGCUUCCCAGAGAAGUGGUGGAGUCUCCAUUCUUGGAGAUCUUCAAGGGCAGAUAG